Messenger RNA from Mobula hypostoma (lesser devil ray), 1758 nucleotides. RefSeq names its product CDK5 regulatory subunit associated protein 3 (gene cdk5rap3). Gene Ontology annotation, cellular component: endomembrane system. The record is from RefSeq and is a predicted model, not a curated record. The coding region runs from base 65 to 1564 and encodes 499 amino acids. The transcript has 14 exons. Lineage: Eukaryota; Metazoa; Chordata; Chondrichthyes; Myliobatiformes; Myliobatidae. Gene Ontology annotation, biological process: regulation of mitotic cell cycle; regulation of cyclin-dependent protein serine/threonine kinase activity.
GGAAGGACACGUGUCCAUAGAGGUGGGCCUAGCCCGGCGGUCCCGGAGGGUUUGGAGCCUCGGGAUGGAGGACAAAAGGCAAUUCCCGAUUGAUAUACAGACCAGCAAGCUCUUGGACUGGCUGGUGGAUCGGAGACACUGCGAUCUGAAGUGGCAGAGCUCGGUCCUGACUAUCCGAGAGAAGAUAAACAAUGCCAUCCAGGACAUGCCGGAGAACGAGGAGAUCAAACAGCUCCUGUCGGGAUCAUAUAUUCACUACUUCCAUUGCUUGAGAAUUAUCGAGAUCCUCAGGAGAACAGAAGCAUCGACGAAGAAUAUAUUUGGCGGUUACUCUUCGCAGCGGAUGAAGGACUGGCAGGAGAUAGUCUCGCUGUAUGAAAAGGACAACGUCUACUUGGUUGAGCUGGCCAGUUUCCUGGUGCGUAACGUGAGCUACGAGAUCCCCUCUCUGAAGAAGCAGAUCAGCAAGUGCCAGCAGCUCCAGCAGGAGUAUGCCCGCAAGGAGAUGGAUUACGUCAACAACGCAGCCACCCUGCGGGACAAGUUCUACGCCUCCUGCAAGCAGUUCGGAAUCACGGGAAAGGACGUUCGGCAGGAGCUGCUCUCUCUGUGCAAGGAUCUCCCUUCUGCGCUCACUGCUAUUGCCGAGGGAGCCAGAGAUCUCACGGACAUCAUCGAGUUGUACGAAGCCUGCGUGGAGUUUGUUUGUGGCCGUGUCUCUGAGCCUUGUGUCCCACUGCUGAAGUACAUUCACAACCGGGGAAACACGACCGUCUACGAAUGGGGAACGGGACAGACACCGAAGGCUAUCGAGCGGCCAGUCAGCAAUGAAUGCGCGGAGGCACGGCCCGCGGAGGGCGCGGAUACUAUUGACUGGGGGGAGAGCGCUGCGGUUGGCGGGAUCGACUGGGGGAUCUCGGUGGAGGAGAGCGUGGAGCCGAAUGGCCAGGAGAAGGGAGCAGAUGUCAUUGACUGGGGAGAGGACGCAAAUGGUGCCGUUGAAAUCAGCAUUGUGGAGCCUGGCAAAGAAGGUGAUGACGGAGUGGCAAGAGGGAACGAUGCGCUCUCCAUCCUGGAAAACACGGGAACCAGGAACCAGUUUGUUAAUGAGCUCAUGGAGUUACAGGUCUUCCUGACCCAGCGGCUGGCAGAGAUGAGGGAGGAGGCGGACAUCCUGUCCAUAAACCAGUUUCAGACAGCGCCGGCCGCCCUGCAGAGCCAGGACGUCUCCAAGGUCACGAGCAUGCUGGCGCUGGUGGGCGACCUUGUCCAGAGGCUGACCGAGGUGAAGAUGCGGCACCUGCUCCUGAUCCACGCCUCGCCCAGGUACGUCGACCGCGUGACCGAGCUCCUUCAGCAAAAGCUGAAGCAGGCCGAGUCGGUGGGGGCAAAGCAACACCUGAUGGUUCGGAAGAGACAGGAGGCGCUGGAGGAACAGUCCGACCUUGAGCCCAAGCUGGACCUGCUGAUCCAGAGGACAAAAGAGCUGCGGAAGCUGAUCGAGACCGAUAUCUCCAAGCGCUACCAGAACCGGAGGGUGAACCUGAUGGGCGUCGUCGUCUGACCUGUCCGCACGGCCGAGUCUUCGCACCAUUAUUUAUUUGCUACCUGCCUGAGGAGGGGACGGCCCGCGCCGAAACGGGGGGAGGGGGGAAGAUCGGACCAGGUGUUCAACAGGCAAAGGACAUUUUAGAAUGGUCACCCUGACCCCAGCGACAAUAAAGUAACUGAACCCAGAGCCAGUCGCACUUUAUUUUG